GGGCCCAGGAGGAGGAGGCCGGAGCUCGGGCCCAUGCUGAGGAUGCUAGCGGCUAAAGCCAUGAGGGACUUCACGCGCCACAAAGAGAGGGCGGCCGCCCGGCGCCCGUCACCAGAGCCCCACGUCCCACCGUCUAUGGUGAGCAAGGAGCGGAGGCGUCUGGAUAACUACAUGAUCCGAAAGGGCUUCAUCGAGCGGCGCCAUUACGACGCCAUGCCGGAGACGUGGCUGGACGCCAUCGUCGCCAGAGUGCCGCACGGCCUCAAAGACGGCCCGCAGAACCAGAACCGCCUGCAGGAGCUCAUCCAGGAAUGCAGACAGCACUACCACCACACCAUCGUCCAGCACGCAGUGGACACAACGAUAAAGGAUCCGCGGACAGGAGAAGGCGGCGAGGAGCCGGCGUCCGCCCCCCGAACAACUCUUGAUUUCUCCGAAUCGAGGCGAAGGAGCUUCGUCAGAAGCCGCGAGCUGAUGGGACAAAACUUACACGUCCUUCACCCGGUGAUGCAGAGGGUCUCGGCCGUCGGCAUAGCAACGCUGCCUCCGCUGGUCUUCCAGGUCGAUCAUUCAACCGCCUCGACGCCCGCGGCCUGCCAGAGCAUCCGGGACAACAUCGCCGCUCAGUGUCAGAGGACGGAGGGUCGCGUCAUGAGCACCUGGUUUCACAAAGUCGUGGAGUUGUUAACGAGCAGCGGCGCGCUGAAGGGGGUCCCAGAGGGGGAUGUGGGGUCCUUCUAUAACUGCGCCUCCACCCUCAUCUCCAACCAGUUGAAAUCGUUGCUCCAGAGAAGCAUCGAGGAGUUUGUCAAUCUUUUCGAUCCGAGCAAUCGGCACCGCUCGCCCGUCUUCGCUUUGGCCCUGACGUUGGACGACGAAAAGAUGGAGAUGUAUCCCGACCUGGAGGCUUGCGUUUUGGAGAUUCUCGACGUCAUCGCCAACACGCUGCAAAAUGUGCAGACGAUCCCAUCGUGGCAGAGCGGCGCCGUGACUUUGUUGGUGGACACCAAGGUGCCGGACCACGUCCUCGCCCGGGCCCGGGUCACCGUGAAGACUGCCGUGUUCCAGAACCUGGAGCAACCGGACAAACACCUCCGGAGCUAUGUCGACAACUACGAUUGGCUGCUCACCGGAACGGCUCAGGCCAGAGUGGAGAAGCUCCUCGAAGAGGAGCACUCGUUUGACGAGUACACCGAGCUAAUGGAGGAGUUUCACGUCCUGGUGAAGCAGAUCGGCAGCCUCCCGGUGAAGGUCCAAUUCUCGAUGGUCCAACUGGACUGCGAGGAGCUGAACCGGGGGCUGGCCGACAAGGCGAAGAGCUACUCCGACACACUUCUGGAGAAAAUGAUCGCCAGCCACCGCGAGCAAAACAUACAGAUCUGCUCUGAAUUUGAAACCAUCAGAGAGAACGUUCUGAGAGAACCCAGAAGCACAGCGGAGAUGACCCACGUCAUCGACUGCGUCAACGACGCAACGGGUCUCGCAGAACUCAACGCGAGGAUCAAGGAAUCCUUCCGUAGAUUCAGCUUCAUCCAUCAGUUCCAAUCCCUCGAGCCCGAGGACCAGGAGCUCAACGAGACCCUCUUUCGCUGGCCGCAGGAAAUCCGUCACGUCUUUCAACUCAGUGAUGAGUUGAUGGUGAAGGCCACGCUGAACGGGAAGCAGGAGCUGCUGGCCAGAAGAGAAGGAUUGAUGGUCCAGCUGGAAGCGUUGGGCCGCAGGACAGAGAGCUACCCGCUUGUGUCUCGGGUGGAGCUGAUGCAGAAGUAUGUAAGAGAAGUCAGAACGGACUGGACGCUCCUCCACGAGGUCGACGAGGAGAUCGCCUCCAUCAACAAAGAAGAGCUCUUUUACCAACUGGCCCCGACGUGUUACCCGGAAGUGGAGGUCAUCAAAGCGAGCGUCCAGCUGCACGAGAAGCUGUUCGGCUUCAUGCUGAAGUGGCAGCGCACACAGAGCAGCUGGAUGGACAGCAACUUCCAGGACCUGAACAGCGAGACCAUCGAAGUGAAAGUGGACGAGACCUGGAAGGAGAUCUCCAAUUGGCUCGCGUUCUUCAAACAGAGUCAGAAAAAGGCAGAGCAAGAGACGGCGAAGAGCGGCGGCAAGGCCGGGCGCCGGCGACGCGGCGAGGAUGAGCCGGGGAAGCGGGAAAGCCCGACGGUACAUCUGUGCUCCGCCCUCAUGGAGCAGAUCGAGGAGUUCAAGGAGCACCUCCCCCUAGUGUCCAUCUUUUGCCAUCCGGGCAUCAGAGCUCGCCACUGGGAUCAGAUGUCGGAGAUCGUGGGGUACGACCUCGCUCCUCACACCCGCCUGACGCUGCGCGGCAUCCUCGCUCAAGACCUGGCGCCUCAUCUGGAGGAGUUCGAGUCCAUCAGCAGCGGCUGGAGUAAAGAGUUCUCCCUGGAGAAGGCUAUGGAAGCCAUGGCGCACGUCUGGGACGGCAUCUCUUUCCAACAUCAGCCGUACAGGGAGACCGGCGUGUCCAUCCUGACCGCCGUCGACGACAUUCAGACGUUACUGGAAGACCAAACGGUCAAGAUGCAGACCAUGAAGGGAUCUCCGUUCAUUAAACCGUUUAAAGAGGAGAACAAACGAUGGGAGGAGCGUCUGCUCCGCAUGCAGGACACCAUCGACGAGUGGCUGAAGGUGCAGGCCCAGUGGCUCUACCUGGAGCCCAUCUUCUCCUCGCAGGACAUCCUGCAGCAGAUUCCAGAAGAAGGACGACUUUUCCAGAUCGUGGACAAAACCUGGAAAGACGUCAUGAGGCACUGCGUCAAGGACCCGAAGGUUCUAAAAGCGACCUCGCUGAACGGUUUGCUCCAGAACCUUCAGGAGUCCAACAACCUGCUGGAGAGCAUCAUGAAGGGCCUGAAUCACUAUCUGGAGGAGAAGCGUCUCUUCUUCCCACGGUUCUUCUUCCUGUCCAACGAUGAAAUGCUGGACAUUCUGUCUGAGACCAAGGACCCGCUGCGAGUGCAGCCCCAUCUGAAGAAGUGCUUCGAGGGCAUCUCCAAACUGGACUUCCUCCCCAACCUGGAUAUCCAGGCCAUGUACAGCAGCGAGGGCGAGCGCGUUCAGCUCAUCCAGAACAUCUCCACGUCCGCCACCAAAGGAGCGAUGGAGAAGUGGCUGGUGCAGGUGGAGGAGCAGAUGGUUCUCAGUGUCAGAGAUGUAGUGGACCGGUCCAGGGAGGCCUACACUCAGAGCGCACGCAGCCAGUGGGUCAGGGAGUGGCCCGGACAGGUGGUGCUCUGCACCUCGCAGAUCUUCUGGACCUCGGAGGUUCAGGAAGCCAUCAAUGGAAAAGUGCGUGGUUUGAAGAACUACUAUGAACAGCUCCAGGAUCAGCUGAAGGACAUCGUGGAGCUGGUGAGAGGGAAACUGCCCAAACAGACACGCACCACACUGGGAGCGCUGGUCACCAUCGACGUCCACGCCAGGGAUGUGGUCUCCGAUCUUCUUCAGAAAGGCAUAUCGAACGAUACAGACUUCCAGUGGCUGGCUCAGCUUCGGUACUACUGGAACAACGACGAUGUCCGCGUUCGCAUCAUCAACUGCGAUGUUAAGUACGCCUACGAGUACCUGGGGAACUCGCCGCGUCUCGUCAUCACUCCGCUGACGGACCGAUGCUACAGAACGCUGAUUGGGGCUUUCUGCCUGAACUUGGGUGGUGCGCCCGAGGGUCCGGCCGGAACAGGAAAGACAGAAACCACCAAAGAUCUCGCCAAAGCUCUGGCCGUGCAGUGUGUCGUCUUCAACUGCUCCGACGGACUGGAUUACCUCGCCAUGGGCAAAUUCUUCAAAGGCCUGGCCUCGUCGGGCGCGUGGGCGUGCUUUGACGAGUUCAACCGCAUCGAGCUGGAGGUGCUGUCCGUCGUGGCCCAGCAGGUCCUCUGCAUCCAGAGGGCCGUCGCGGCCAAGUUGGAGUACUUUGACUUCGAGGGGACGAUGCUCAAACUGAAUCCCAACUGCUUCGUGUCCAUCACGAUGAACCCUGGCUAUGCGGGACGCUCAGAACUGCCAGACAACCUCAAGGUGUUGUUCCGAACGGUGGCCAUGAUGGUGCCCGACUACGCGCUGAUAGCAGAGAUCUCUCUGUAUUCGUACGGCUUCCUGAACGCCAAACCGCUGUCGGUGAAGAUCAUGAUGACGUACCGGCUCUGCUCCGAGCAGCUGUCCUCCCAGUUCCAUUACGACUACGGCAUGAGGGCCGUCAAAGCUGUACUGGUGGCUGCGGGGAACCUCAAGCUCAAGUACACCGACGAGAACGAGGACAUCCUGCUCCUGAGGUCCAUAAAGGAUGUCAAUGAGCCCAAGUUUCUCUCCCAUGAUAUUCCUCUGUUCAAUGGGAUCAUCAGCGAUUUGUUCCCGGGCAUCUCCCUCCCUGAGGCUGACUAUCAGCUGUUUCUGGAGGCCGCUAAAGAGUGCUGUUCCAACCACAACGUGCAGGCGACAGAGGUCUUCUUAGGGAAGAUGAUCCAGACCUACGAGAUGAUGAUAGUCAGGCAUGGGUUCAUGCUGGUGGGCGAGCCUUUCUCCGGUAAGACCAAAGUGCUCCACGUUCUCGCCGACACGCUGACUCUCAUGAACGAGAGAGGCGACGGCGAGGAGGAGAAGGUCACCUUCAGGACUCUGAACCCAAAGUCCAUCACCAUGGGACAGCUCUUUGGACAGUUUGACCUGGUGUCCCACGAGUGGACCGAUGGGAUUGUGGCCAACACAUUUCGCGAGUUUGCAUCGUCCGAGACGCCAGACCGCAAAUGGGUGGUGUUUGACGGCCCCGUCGACACGCUGUGGAUCGAGAGCAUGAACACUGUGCUGGACGACAACAAAAAGUUGUGCCUGAUGAGCGGCGAGAUCAUCCAGAUGUCCAAUCAGAUGAGCCUGAUCUUUGAAACCAUGGAUCUAUCGAAGGCCUCGCCCGCCACAGUCAGCCGCUGUGGGAUGAUCUACAUGGAGCCGUCUCAGCUGGGCUGGGAGCCCUUAGUGAUGUCCUGGAUCAACCAUCUCCCCGACGCUCUGCGGAGCCCCGACAAUCGCCUCCUGCUGCUGGAGCUCUUCCGCUGGCUCCUGCCGCCGGCCCUCAGGGUGCUGCGCAAGCAAUGCAGAGAAGUUAUUUCCACCAGCGACAGCAACACCGCGGUGUCCCUGUGUCGACUGUUCGAGGCGCUGCUCGCCGAACCCGUGAAAACGGAUCCCGUCGGAAAAAACCUACGCACUUGGAUCAUGGCGGCGUUUGCCUUCUCCCUGGUGUGGUCCGCCGGCGGCAGCUGCGACUCGGACAGCAGAGAGACGUUCAGUCGGUUCCUCCGGGCGACCCUGUCCGGGGAGACGGACGGGCACCCGAUCCCCGCCUCCGUGGGGAAAUGGGAGUGUCCGAUGGACACGAGAGGGCUGGUGUACGACUACUUCUACGAGUUCAAAAGAAACGGCAGCUGGGUUCUCUGGAACGACGUCAUCAGGAAUGUCCACCUGGGGGACGAGAACACCAAAGUGCAGGAUGUCGUCGUACCAACGAUGGACACAGUGCGAUACACCUACCUGAUGGACCUCGGGAUCAGAUACGGAGUGCCUUUCCUGUUCGUCGGUCCGACCGGCACCGGGAAGUCGUUGUGCGUGAAGAACAAGCUGAUGAACAAUCUGGACAAAGACCGCUACCUGCCCUUCUUCCUCAAUUUCUCAGCUCGCACGAGCUCCAACCAAACCCAGAACAACAUCAUGUCGAGAUUAGACAAGAGACGGAAGGGCGUGUUCGGACCCCCGUUGGGGAAGAAGUGCGUGAUCUUCGUGGACGACCUGAACAUGCCUGCACCGGAACAGUUUGGAGCUCAGCCCCCCGUGGAGCUUCUCCGGCAGUUUAUAGACCACGGAAACUGGUACGACCUGAAGGACACGUCCAGGAUCUCUCUCGUCGACCUCCAGCUCGUGGCCGCCAUGGGCCCCCCCGGCGGCGGGAGGAACGCCGUGACGGCGCGCUUCCUGCGGCACUUCAACAUCGUCAGCAUCAACGCCUUCAGCGACGACACCAUGGUUUGCAUCUUCUCCAGCCUGGUGGCGUUCCACCUCAAGAGCAACGGAUUCCCGCCGGAGUUUUUCACCGUCGGCAACCAGAUAGUGACGGCGACGCUGGAAGUGUAUAAGAGAGCGAUGGAGAAUCUUCUGCCGAUUCCCGCCAAGUCCCACUACACCUUCAACCUGCGGGACUUCUCCCGCGUCAUCCAGGGCUGCCUGCUGCUGAAGAAGGACUCGCUGGGGAACAAGCGCACCAUGGUACGCCUGUUCGUCCACGAGGUCUUCCGCGUCUACUACGACCGCCUGGUGGACGACGGGGAUCGGGCGUGGUUCUACCGGCUGAUGGACGGCGUCCUGAGAGAUCACUUCAAAGAGUCCUUCGACCAGGUGUUUGAUCACCUGAAGCGAGGCAGCAGACCUCUGGUCGAGGAAGACAUGCGCGGGCUUCUGUUCGGCGACUACAUGCACCCAGAGCUGGAGGACGGCGAGCGCCGGUACGCCGAGGUUCCCUCAGUGGAAAGCUUUUCCGAAGUGGUGCAGUCGUGUCUGGACGAAUACAACCGCACGCACAAGAACCGCAUGGACCUCGUCAUCUUUCGCUACGUCCUGGAGCACCUGUCCCGUAUCAGCCGUGUGUUGAAGCAGUCGGGGGGCAACGCCCUGCUGGUGGGAGUGGGAGGCAGCGGCCGCCAGUCCAUCACCCGCCUGGCCACCGCCAUGGCCCACAUGACCAUGUUCCAGCCCGAGAUCUCCAAGAGCUACGGCAUCACCGAGUGGAGAGACGACCUCAAGAUGCUGCUGAAAAACGCCGGCGUGAAAGGCGAGAAGACGGUGUUGCUGCUGACCGACACGCAGAUGAAAGACGAGGCGUUCCUGGAAGACGUGGACAGCGUCCUGAACACGGGAGAGGUGCCCAAUCUGUUCGCCGUCGACGAGAAGCAAGAGAUCAUGGAGACGGUGCGUCCCAUCGCCCAGGGCGGCGACAAGAAUCUGGAGUUGAGUCCGUUGACUCUGUUCGCCUUCUUCGUGGCGCGCUGUCGAGAGAACCUGCACAUCGUGUUGGCCUUCAGCCCCGUUGGAAACGCCUUUCGGAACCGACUGCGCCAAUUCCCCUCGCUCGUCAACUGCUGCACCAUCGACUGGUUCCAGCCGUGGCCGGAGGAGGCUCUUGAGCAAGUGGCCAACUCCUUCCUGGGCUCGCUGGAGAUGAGCGAGAAGGAGAGGCAGGAGAUCGUUCCCGUCUGCAAGACGUUCCACACGUCCGCCAAGCAGCUCUCACUGCGAUUCCUCUCAGAGCUCGGUCGCCAUAACUACGUGACGCCCACCUCCUACCUGGAGCUGAUGGCGGCUUUCCGGCAGCUCCUCACUCAGAGGAGAGAAACGGUCAUGAGAGCCAAGAAGCGCUACACCAACGGUCUGGAUAAGCUGGCCUUCGCUGAAUCUCAGGUCGGCACGUUGAAGAAGGAGCUCAUCGACCUGCAGCCCAGACUGGAACAGGCCAAGAUAGACAACAACGCCAUUAUGAAGGUGAUCGAGGUGGAGUCCGUCGAGGUGGAAGCCAAAAGCAAAGUGGUGCGCGUCGACGAGGAGGCGGCGACCAUCAAAGCCAACGAGGCCGAGGCUCUGAAGACGGAGUGCGAGAGCGACUUGGCCGACGCCAUCCCCGCCCUGGAGGACGCGCUGUCGGCCUUGAACACGUUGAAGCCCUCUGACGUCUCAAUCGUGAAGGCGAUGAAAAACCCUCCGAUGGCGGUGAAGCUGGUGAUGUCCGCCGUGUGUGAGAUGAAGGGCAUAAAGCCGGAUAAGAUCGCUGACCCGGCUGGGACUGGAAGAAAGGUGUUGGACUUCUGGGGUCCGAGCAAGAAGCUCCUGGGCGACAUGAACUUCUUACGAGAUCUUAAAGACUACGACAAGGACAAUAUUCCCGCGUCCGUGAUGCAAACGAUCCGUCAGACGUACGUGACCAAUCCCGACUUUGAGCCCAGCAUCGUGGCCAAAGCUUCCUCCGCGGCCGAGGGCCUGUGCAAGUGGGUGAAGGCGAUGGAGCAGUACGACCGCGUGGCGAAGGUUGUGGCUCCAAAGAAGGCCAACCUGGCGGAGGCCCAGGAGUUCCUGGCCGCCAUCAUGGCCGUGCUGGACCAGAAGCGGGCGGAGCUAAAGGAGGUGGAGGACCGCCUGGCCGCCCUCCAGAAAACCUUCGACGAGAAGACGGAGCAGAAGGCCCGGCUGGAGCUGCAGGUGGACUCGUGCGCCAGGAAGCUGGAGAGGGCCGUGAAGCUCAUCGGGGGUCUGGACGGAGAGAAGACCAGAUGGUCCAAGGCUGCCGACGACCUGCAGAGCACCUACGACAACCUGACCGGAGACGUCCUCAUCUCCGCCGGGGUCAUCGCCUACCUGGGGGCCUUCACCGCCGGCUACCGGCAGGAGUGCACCAGGUCCUGGACCAAACUCUGCCAGUCUCGGAACAUUCCGUCGGCGGACGAGUUCUCGCUCAGCAAGACCCUGGGAGACCCCAUCGAGAUCAGGGCCUGGAACAUCGCCGGCCUCCCCAACGACUCCUUCUCCAUCGACAACGGCGUCAUCGUCGGCAAUUCACGUCGUUGGCCCCUGAUGAUCGACCCUCAGGGUCAGGCCAACAAGUGGGUGAAGAGUUCGGAGCGAGACAACGAGCUGAGCGUCAUCAAGCUGACCGACGGCAGCUACAUGAGAACCUUGGAGAACUGCGUUCAGUUCGGGAAGCCGCUGCUGCUGGAGAACGUCGGCGAGGAGCUGGACCCGUCGCUGGAGCCACUGCUGGUCAAACAGACCUUCAAGCAAGGCGGCGUGGACUGCAUCCGGCUCGGGGAGAGCGUGAUCGAGUUCUCCCGCGAUUUCCGUUUCUACAUCACCACCAAGCUGAGGAACCCGCACUACCUCCCAGAACUGGCCACCAAGGUGUCGCUGCUCAACUUCAUGAUCACCCCGGAGGGCCUGGAGGACCAGCUGCUGGGCAUCGUCGUUGCCAAAGAGAGGCCGGACCUGGAAGGGGAGAGGAACGCUCUCAUCCUGCAGUCGGCCGCCAACAAGAAGCAGCUGAAGGAGAUCGAGGACAAGAUCCUGGAGACGCUGCAGUCCUCCGAGGGAAACAUCCUGGAGGACGAGAGCGCCGUUCAGAUCCUGGACUCCGCGAAGAUCAUGUCCAACGAGAUCAGCGAGAAGCAGCAGAUUGCCGAGACGACGGAGAUCAAGAUAGCGGAGUCCAGAGAGUGUUACAGAGACGUCGCCAAGCAGUCCUCCAUCCUGUUCUUCAGCAUCGCCGAUCUGACCUUCAUCGACCCCAUGUACCAGUACUCGCUCAGCUGGUUCGUCAACCUCUACGUCAGGGCCAUACAGAAGAGUCUCAAGCCGAAGAACCUGACGAAGAGGCUCCACUACCUGAUCAGUUACUUCACCAACAGCCUGUUCUGCAACGUCUGCCGCUCUCUGUUCGAGAAGGACAAGCUCCUCUUCUCCUUCCUCCUCUGCUGCAACCUGUUCCUCGCUUCGGAGGAGAUCGCGUACUCCGACUUCAUGUUCUUCCUGACGGGCGGAGUGGGGCUGCAGAACGCCGCCGCCAACCCCGCCCCCAGCUGGCUUCAGGACAAGAGCUGGGACGAGAUCUGCAGAGCCAGCGACCUGCCGGGCCUCCGGGGGUUCAAAGAGGCUUUCAUCCAAAGCCCAGAAGGCUUUAAAUCCAUCUACGACAGCGUAGAACCGAGCGACGCCGAGCUGCCGGCGCCGUGGUGCGGACGACUCAACGACCUGCAGAAGAUGAUCGUCGUCCGCUGCCUCCGGCCCGACAAGAUGGUUCCGGCCGUGACGAAAUUCGUGACGGUAAAAAUGGGGAAGAGUUUUGUGGAGCCGCCUCCAUUCGACCUGACGGAGAGCUACAAGGACUCCAACUCCACCGUGCCGCUGGUAUUCGUGCUGUCUCCGGGAGCCGAUCCCAUGGCGAGCUUGCUGAAGUUCGCCAGCGACAUGAAAAUGGUCGGCGCCAAGUUCCAGUCCAUCUCACUGGGGCAGGGCCAGGGGCCCAUCGCGGCCCACAUGAUCUCCGCGGCCAUGCUGGAGGGCACCUGGGUGUGUCUGCAGAACUGUCACCUGGCCGUCUCCUGGUUGUCCAGCCUGGAGAAGAUCUGCGAGGGCUUCGGUCCCGACACUUGCCACCAGGACUUCCGCCUGUGGCUCACCAGCUACCCUUCGCCCGAGUUUCCAGUGAGCAUCCUGCAGAACGGCGUGAAGAUGACCAACGAGCCUCCCACGGGACUCCGGCUCAAGCUGCUGCAGUCCUACCAGUCCGACCCGGUGUCCGACCCGGACUUCUUUGCGAGCUGCCCUGGCAAAAAGAUGGUUUGGGAGAGGCUCCUGUACGGACUGUGUUUCUUCCACGCUCUCGUUCAGGAGAGGAAGAAGUUCGGCCCUCUGGGCUGGAACAUCCCGUACAGCUUUAACGAGUCCGACCUGCACAUCAGCAUCAGGCAGCUGCAGCUGUUUGUGAACGGAUACGACGAGGUGCCCUUCGAGGCCAUCACCUACCUGACGGGCGAGUGUAACUACGGCGGCCGCGUGACGGACGACUGGGACCGCCGCCUCCUGAUGACCAUCCUGGCCGACUUCUACAACCCGGACAUCACCGUGACGAGCUCCUACAGUCUCUCGCCGAGCCGCGACUACCUGGCCCCUCCGCCGUCGCCCUAUUCCGGCUACAUCUUCUUCAUCAAGGAGCUUCCGCUCAGCCAGCACCCCGAGGUGUUCGGGAUGCACGAGAACGUCGACAUCUCCAAAGAUCUCCAGCAGACGAAGCUGCUGUUCGAUUCGCUGCUGCUCACCCAGGGAGGAGGGGCUAAAGGAGGGGCGAGCUCCGGGAGCGACGGCGCGCUGUUCGACAUCGCCAACGACGUCCUCGAAAAGCUGCCGGACAAUUUAGACACGGAAGCGGCCCUCUUGAAGUUCCCGGUGGUCUACGAGGAGAGCAUGAACACCGUGCUCGUCCAGGAGAUGGAGCGCUACAACACGCUGUGCGGCACCAUCCGCGUGAGCCUGCAGAACCUGUUGAAGGCCGUCAAGGGUCUGGUGGUGAUGGACGCCGAGCUGGAGGCCGUGGCGGGCAGCCUGGUCGUGGGGAAGGUCCCAGAGAAAUGGGCCAAGUGCUCGUACCCCAGCCUCAAGCCUCUGGGCAGCUACACCAAUGACCUUCUCUCAAGGCUCAAGUUUCUGCAGGAUUGGUGCGACAGCGGCAAACCCGACGUGUUCUGGCUGUCCGGGUUCUUCUUCACGCAGGCCUUCCUGACCGGGGCCAUGCAGAACUACGCCAGGAAGUACCGCGUGCCCAUAGAUCUGCUUGCCUUUGAUUUCCAGGUUCUUCCCGUCGCCGAGUCGGACGCGCCUCCCGAAGACGGCGUUUACGUGGAAGGAUUGUUUCUGGAAGGAGCUCGAUGGGACGUGGCGAGAGGACUUCUGGCAGAGCAGCAGCCCAAAGUCCUGUUUGACGCCAUGCCGCUCAUCUGGAUCAAACCCACCGAGAAGAAGAGCGCGGACGCGGCCCGCUACGUGUGCCCGGUCUACAAGACGAGCGCGAGGAUGGGCAGCCUCUCCUCCACGGGACACUCCACCAACUUCGUGCUCUCCAUGCCGCUGCCCUCCGGCGAGCCGCCUCCCAAGUGGAUAAAGCGCGGCGUCGCCAUGCUCUGCCAGCUGGACGACUGACCGGCGGACGCCCGGUUCACGACGGCAUUUCCUUCUAAUCCACUUCGGACGGCGUGCGUAUGUGUUGAUUUAAAAACGUGUUCAAAACAACAACUUGUAGUUCUACCUGCUGUGAGGAUGUAGGCUCAGUGUCCCUGAGCGGCUUCAGCUCAGAAGCCUUUCUACUUCCUGUAUUCUUUCUUUCCUGCUGCAUCCUCCACCACGAAUACUUCAUUCCUCUGACUUAUGGACGAACCACGGUGAGAUAUUUAACCGCGAGGGGAAAAAAGUUGAAUCCAUUGUUUGGUGUCUGUAAUCCGUCGGUCACUCUCCGUCCCUCGUCUCUGAGGCUCUAAUUCAAUGUUUUGCUUUUCUCGGUUCUUCUUCACCGGCUGAUCCUUUAAUCCUCAGUUCUUACAGCGCCAUCAAUUUCAAAAUAAAAUAAAGAAAUGUUCCUCAGUUUCUCCGUGACUUAAACAUUUUUUUUAAUUGCAUUUUCAACAAAACAAUGACAUUUAAAUAAAUAAACACAACGAAACAAGACAGCAGUUCCUGUAGUCCCACCCACAGCGAGAACAAAGGCCAAAUCUCCACAUACGUGAACAUCUACUCCACAGGUGUCAAACAUAAGGCGCGCGUCAUUUUAUGCGGCACCUGACGACUUGGAGAAAACUAUCCCGUGCUUUUAUUUUGAAGGUUUCAAAUUAAAUGGAUUUAUGUUAUAUUAAAGAAAUGUUGAAAUGUAUGAUACUUCUCCACGCGUAUAAACCAUGAUCAAAUGCAAAGAGUUUGUGAACAUGAGUUCUACAUCCCUGACCUACCACACACACACACACACACAACCGUCCACAUACACCGCAUACCAUCCCCACACGUGUUCACUUCUACACGCUGCUCGCCGUGAGCCGAUAAUGUGCUUUAUUAAUUCAAAUAAAAAUAUGAAUUCCUCAAACAUUUGAUCACUCCUCUGCAAACAUCAAGCGUCUGUAAAGAAUAUAUAUUAUAGCUUAGCACAGCCUAGUAUUGUUUGCAUAAAUGUUAUGUGUAAAGUGGAAAAUCACUGUGGAAGGUUAGAAACUUUAGCAGGGCAGUCCAGCGCCUGAACUGAUCAAAGAAGAUAACAGUGACACACAAAAUGAACUUUAUGCACCAACGCUCACCCUAGAUUUGAAUAGAACAAAGCAACACUCAUGCUCACAUGAACAGGAGAGCCACAGAGACAUUUAAUGAGCGCAGAUAAGAUAAGGAACGGUCCAAGCUAGGGCAAUUAUCCGGAUUCACACACACACACACACACACAUGCCCUUUCUCUGACCCAACACACACACACACACACACACACACACACACACACGUGAAGGGGCCCUUUUGAUGAACGACCUUCUAGACGCAGCGCAUCCCACCUCGGAAGAGAUAAGAUUAUCUUAGAAAACUCCCGAGCUCAGUCAAAGGAAGCUACAAGUGAAUUCCAUCUUUCCUUUCUCACACUUUUUCACAACAUAUGCUCUCAUUGGCGGGCCACGAAGGACCAAUGAAUGAGCGACAACGGCGGAAGCAGAGAGACGAAGAACCAAUGAGAAGACACAGCCCUCUCUUCGCUGGACCAAUCAGAACUUGUCUUGAUGACUAUUUAAACCGUCGCCCCCUCUGCUAAGGCGCCUCUCUCUGGUCUGAAUACAAUAGGUACCAGGCGGAGGGGGGCCCAUGCAUGAUGUCUACUUGUAUCCUGAUUUCUGAAUAAAAUGCUUAUAGAUGUAAAGUAGAAGUCUACCGCUGUUUCUUUGUCAGUGCCGUCCGGGUGGUGGUUCCUGUUCCUCCAACAUCAACACGUCUCGUCUGAGCCCACUGGCGGCCUUCAAGAUUCAAGAUUCAAGAUGUUUUAUUUGUCACAUACACACACAGGGUGUGCAGUGAAAUGAAAGUGGCAAUGCUCAGCAGGAAUGUGCAAGGGCAACAAGUACACACUAUUUACAAAUAAAAAACAACACAAUAUUUACAGUAAGUGUGU
Molecule: messenger RNA, 13726 nt
Organism: Pseudoliparis swirei
Lineage: Eukaryota; Metazoa; Chordata; Actinopteri; Perciformes; Liparidae
Gene: dnah12
Product: dynein, axonemal, heavy chain 12
Exons: 72
Coding region: 34-11739 (3901 amino acids)
Biological process (GO): microtubule-based movement
Cellular component (GO): dynein complex
Molecular function (GO): minus-end-directed microtubule motor activity; dynein light intermediate chain binding; dynein intermediate chain binding
Source: RefSeq, a predicted model, not a curated record